Messenger RNA from Stegodyphus dumicola, 3871 nucleotides. RefSeq lists its product as uncharacterized. Lineage: Eukaryota; Metazoa; Arthropoda; Arachnida; Araneae; Eresidae. Gene Ontology annotation, biological process: signal transduction. Gene Ontology annotation, cellular component: nucleus; cytoplasm; nucleotide-activated protein kinase complex. Gene Ontology annotation, molecular function: protein kinase binding. The record is from RefSeq and is a predicted model, not a curated record.
GUUGUUCCAACUUCCCCACUUCAGUUGACUUCAAAAUAUCACCUGACUGCUACUUUUGUCAUGUGCUGCAACAACACCAGUUACGUAACUGAGACUUCGAAAAUCUGUUACGCCUAAGUUCACUCCAGGUAUUUUGGAGGUAUAAGUUUUUUUGGCCAACUGACUAAGUGCGCCGCGACUGCGCUUCGAAUCGGGUGCCAAACGAUGUGCGGAAAUUACAUUUAUCGUCUCCUUUCGUGGUACAGGAUCCGAGCUGGCAAGGAUAAGAAAGAAGAAUCAACUUUAUCUGAUAAGGCUCCUGAGAAAGCAGGCGCAGAAGAGAAUGGAGAAGCUAAAAAAGCUGACACUGAAAGUGCAGGAUCGGGAGAUACUCCAACUGAUAUAGUUCAGGACAGUCCAGGCAAAGAAUCCCCAACAGUUGCUGUGAUAUCAGAAGUCCAGUCUCCUACUCAGACUUUGCCUGCAAGUGAAGAACAGAAAAGUCAAACAGUUCAAUCUCCAACUGCAGUCAUUGAAGCUAAAAUUGAAACAACAGGUGAAGCUGCCACGAAAGAUUCUUCUGAAACACCAGUUGCAUCACUUGUACAAGAGGUGAAAGCUGAAGUUCUUACUAAAGAAACAGUAUCUGCAGAAGACUUACCAAAAUCAGAACUCCGUGAGAAGGAAGCUAAACCUGAGCCUGUUGUAGAGGAAAAAGUUGAAUCUCCUGUUGAGGAAAUAAAAGUUCAGUCACCGGUUGCUGAGGAAGCGAAAGUUCAGUCACCAGUUGCUGAGGAAGCGAAAGUUCAGUCACCAGUUGCUGAGGAAGCGAAAGUUCAGUCACCAGUUGCUGAGGAAGCGAAAGUUCAGUCACCAGUUGCUGAGGAAGCAAAAGUUCAGUCACCGAUUGCUGAAGAAGCAAAAGUUCAGUCGCCAGUUGCUGAGGAAGUGAAAGUUCAGUCACCAGUUGCUGAGGAAGCAAAAGUUCAGUCACCAGUUGCUGAGGAAGCAAAAGUUCAGUCACCAGUUGCUGAGGAAGCAAAAGUUCAGUCACCAGUUGCUGAGGAAGCGAAAGUUCAGUCACCAAUUGCUGAGGAAGCAAAAGUUCAGUCACCAGUUGCUGAGGAUACAAAGGUUGACGAGGAAAAGGCUAAAGUUGAAAUCCCUGUCGAAGAGAAAAAGGUUGAAAUACCUCUUGAAGAAUCAAAGCCUGAAUCUCCUGUAGAAGAAAAACCAGAACCUCUUCCCGUUGAAGAAGUAAAACCAGAACCACCUACUGUUGAAGAAAAGCCUGAGCCUUCUGCUGAUGCAGCAUCUCCAGUUGUCGAAAAGGCUUCAGAAGCUAAAAGUGAACCAUCCAUUGCACAAUCUGCUGAUAUAGUGUCACCUGCUGUAGCUGUUCCUAGUUCUGAAAGUUCAGAAAGUAUUAAACAGGAAAAUUCUGUUCCUGAACCUCCUUCAGCUGAAGAACCUAAAGCAGCAGAUAUUCCAGUUGAAGAAAAGAAAGAAGCAGAACCUGUAUCUCUAGAUCAAAGCAAACAAGAUAUUCCUGAAGAAGUAAAAUCCGUUCCAGGGGAUGAAGUGAAGUCAGAAUCCCCUGUUGAACAAAAGCAUGAGAUCCGUACCGAAGAAUCAAAACCAUCUCCAGUCGAGGGAAAAACACAAAAUGAAGUAACAGAGAAUCAAGCAAAUGCGACCAAUGGAGUUAAAGAAAAUGGGGAACAGCAAGAGGAGACAAAUGUAACAACAAAUGGUCCUGUUGAAAUUCCCACUUUAAUUUUUUGGAAAAAUGGAGGAAGUCAAGUUUCGGUGUCUGGAGAUUUUAACAAAUGGGAAGAUAAUUGUGUACUUAAUGAACAGGAUGGUGUAUUUUCUACUAAAUUAAAGCUUUCAAAAGGUGUACACCAUUUAAAAUAUCUUGUGGAUGGCAACUGGACUGUUGAUGAGAGUCAGCCCAUUGUGAAUCUGGACGAUCAUGGCCAAGUGAACGUGCUCACGGUACAAGCCGAUUAGACAAGAAUGCCAUAUGUGUACAUUUGGAGAAUCUGCCACUUUAUGAAGAAAUUUUAUGAAAAUAGUUUCAUUAUUCCAUGCUUGGAAGUCUUAAAAUUUUAAGAAUGCUUUGAAAAAGUGGGGAUAUAUACCUGAUCUAAAUCAUUAUCAAGAUAACAUAGAACUUUGACUGAUAACAUUGAGUGGGUUGCGAUAAAGCUGUGACUAUAUCAAAUUUGAGUUCGCCCCCAUAUCUCUUUAUCGCAUCCUUACAGCAGUUUGUGGCACAAAGAAUGUUGUUUCUUCUUUGAUAAAGAAUGGGAUAUAAAAUGUUUUUCCUUAAACAAAAACCAAAAAAAAAUUUUUUACUGUAGCAAUGUCUAGUAUAGGAUGUGUAUGUGCUAGUUUAUUGACUUUAUCUCAGCAAAAUCGUAACAAGAUACAGUGCUUCAACCUUACAUGUCUGGAUUUAUCGAAGGCUCUUACUUAAAUGAACAAAUGUCUAAUCGUACAUAUGGGUUUAAGAGAAGGAAUAAAAUGUUAGCAACACAUUUAUCUUGAAGGUAUCUUUGAUAGGCAGCCAAAAAGGAUAUAAAGCUGGAAUAAAUAUCAACCUGCUAUAUUCUUUUUGUUUCUAUUAAAAGUUUGCUUAUAUUUGAAAUGGUUAUUUAGUUUAAUAAUUAUUUGUUCACUUUGCCUGUGUAAUGUUACAUAUUUUUCUGUAUUAAAUUGAGAUUUAUGAGAGAAAGAAAUGUAUAAGAAAAUUGAGAAAUUUAUGGUUGCUUUAAAUCUUUUUUGAGAAACUGCAUAAAAUAUUCAUUUAUGUUUUCCUGACUAGGCUGUAAAAAGUAUUUAUCGAAGGUAUUUUUGAUUUUUGUUAAUAUUUUUAUAUCGAUGUUUUCCCCUUUGAAUGUGCAUUAAUAAAUGAAUCCUUGAUAGUAUUUAACUGCUGAAUCCAUGAUUGUAUUUAACUGCUGAAUCCUUGACAGUGUAUAACUGGUGAAUUCUUGAUAGUAUUUAACUGACACAUCUUUGGAAUUUCCGAAUUUUCAAAAGAAAUUUCAGGGUUUACCUGUUACAAAGGAGGAAAAAGUACAAUAUAUACAUUGCAUUUAAUUUAUUAAAAGUAUUUUUCUGAGCCCACUUUUACAGUUUUAAAAUAUAUUUGCUUAAUUUCAGUUUUAACUGCUUGAAUUUGAUAGAAUGUUAAUGAAACUUUUAGCAUAAUUUCUGGAUUUGAAUAAAUAUUCUCAUUUUUAUAUUCUCUUCAUAUCAUACGAGUAGUAUUACUCCAAUUUUUAAGGCUACAUUAAAAAAGCUGUGAAAUAAUCAUAGCAUGUCUUUGCUCAUCUAAAUUUUAUCUGAAUUUGUAGUUCUUUCUACAUAUUUGUAAGUGAACAAUUUUUUAACAUUUUACGAACAUGCCAAAUCUUUAUACAGAGAUUUUACACUUUUAAAAAUAGUUGUUAUCAUCAAAAUUUAAUCAACUUGAAAUUAUGUGUAAGGUGUUUGUUUUCUGUGUUUGAAUUUUUGUUUUUGUACGUGAAAUUUUGAGUCAGAUGUUUGCAAAUAUGUAGUGCCUUCAUGUAAAAUUUCUUUAACUUUAGAUUCCAUGUGUUUAUACAACUUUUAUAUCAGUUUUUGGUGCUGCUUUUGAUAAUAAGACAAACAGGAACUCCAUGAAAAGGAACAUUAAUAAUCUUGAUUAAAAAAGAAUUUAAGUUCUAGUCAGCCAAAAAUAUUUAACAUAAUACAUGGGAUUUUCUCUAGAACAUGAUUUUUAAAAACCUAAUUUAGCUGAAACCUUUUGAGUUAUAAAAUAUGAAGUGUUUAUGUUGUGUCAUAUGUUAAUAUUUUGUACUGCAAACUGCUUUUUCAAAUAAAUUUUUUCAAAGGACCA